Carassius carassius (crucian carp) is the source of this 3216-nucleotide messenger RNA. Its product is annotated as volume-regulated anion channel subunit LRRC8D-like. Gene Ontology annotation, molecular function: protein binding. The transcript is spliced from 2 exons. The record is from RefSeq and is a predicted model, not a curated record. NCBI's taxonomy places the organism in Eukaryota, Metazoa, Chordata, Actinopteri, Cypriniformes, Cyprinidae. The coding region runs from base 522 to 2891 and encodes 789 amino acids.
AAAGUGGAAGAUAGUGCAAAGGGUUAGUCUUAAUAGUUAUGACUGUCAGAACUGUAAUACCUCAUAGACUCUACUUUAUUUAAUGAUAAUAAUAAUAAUAACUUCAUCUAAAACACUGCUUUGUGUACAGGGCGCGUCUGCAUCUCUAAAAGACUUUUUGGUGGUAAUUCACCUUUAUCCAGUGCGUUCAUAAACGCUACGCUGUCAGCGUCCAAUGAGCUCGGCAGCUGACCAACGGAACAGAACGACCCCGUCAUCUUGACUGCUGAACUACGAGUGGGAGCAGCUCGGACGAACAAUUGCAUAUUUUAAACCACUCGCCGCACUCAGACUUCUCUGGACAGCGUGUACAGUGGUUGACGGAAAAGAAGAUUGUUCUGUGGGGUUUUGGUAUUCGACUUUUGUAGCCCGUUUCCUGCUCAACGACAACUUUUGACAAAUCUAGCGUCUAAGCAAUAUGACAAUCAAGAUAACGAGAGCGCGCACUCUUCCAUUCUAGUGAAAAACAACAUAGAGACAGGAUGUUUACUCUAACUGAAGUUGCCUCCCUUAAUGACGUCCAGCCGAACUACCGUAUUCUGAAACCAUGGUGGGACGUGUUCAUGGAUUAUAUUGGGGUGAUAAUGUUGAUGUUAGCCAUCUUUUCGGGGACUAUGCAGUUGUCCAAAGACCAAGUGGCGUGUCUUCCCAUUCUUGAGGAAAGCACAAACUGCAACUUUACCCCCCCACCAAAAGGAGACGAUAUGGGGUCUCAACAAACAGGACGAAAAACAAAUCUGGACUUUCAGCAGUAUGUUUUUGUCAACCAAAUGUGCUACCAUGAGGCCCUACCAUGGUACAACAAAUACUUCCCUUACCUUGCCCUCAUACACACCAUAUUGCUGAUGGUAAGCAGCAAUUUUUGGUUCAAGUACCCAAAGACCAGCUCAAAGAUUGAACACUUUGUUUCAAUUUUGGGGCGGUGCUUUGAAUCACCAUGGACAACCAAAGCCUUGUCUGAAACCGCUUGUGAAGAUUCUGAGGAAAAGCAGAGGUUCACAGGUGGUGUGGUUUUCCAGAAACACGUAUCCUCGGAGGACAGCAGUCAGUCUACACCUUUGAUAGAAACUCCAACGGUGCAGUUUCCAACCGAAAAGCUUAUCGCAGAAGCUCCUAGCUUGACCACUUUAGAUAAAAAAGAUGGAGAACAAGCCAAGGCUCUUUUUGAGAAAGUGCGCAAAUUUCGGGUCCAUGUAGAAGACAGUGACUUCAUCUAUAAACUCUACGUGGCUCAGACAGCCAUAAAAGCACUAAAAAUCGUUUUGAUCUUGAGCUAUACAUCAACAUUUGCCUCAGAGAUCAGUUUCUGCCAUAAAUGCCAAGUUGAAAUCGAAAGUUUGACCGGGUAUAAUCAGUUCUGUUGCACACACAACAUGGCAUUCAUGUUGAGGAAACUUGUUUUCACUUUCAUGGCUCUGAUAUGUCUCUAUGGACUGUUGUGUUUGUAUAAGCUGUACUGGCUCUUCAGGAGACCUCUUAAGGAGUACUCUUUUGAAAAAGUCAGAGAGGAAAGUAGCUUUAGUGAUAUUCCUGAUGUCAAAAAUGACUUUGCGUUUCUUCUACACAUGGUCGACCAGUACGACCAGUUGUACUCCAAACGAUUCGGUGUAUUUCUAUCGGAGGUUAGUGAGAACAAACUACGAGAAAUAAGCCUUAACCACGAGUGGACAUUCGAAAAACUACGUCAGCAUGUGAACUCCAAUGCUCAGGAUGAACAAGAACUUCACCUCUUUAUGCUGUCGGGACUCCCUAAUGCUGUAUUUGACCUCACCGACCUGGAAGUCCUCAAGUUAGAGCUUAUUCCUGAGGUCAGGAUUUCAGCCAAAGUUUCUCAGAUGACCAACCUACGGGAACUACAUCUGUAUCACUGCCCCGCUAAAGUCGAACAAACUGCUUUCACUUUUCUCCGCGACCAUCUGCGAUGCCUUCACAUUAAGUUUACUGAUGUUGCAGAAAUCCCACCGUGGAUUUAUAUGUUGAGGAGCCUUAAGGAACUGAACCUGAUUGGGAACUUGAGCUCUGAACACAACAAGAUGAUAGGUUUGGAGUCACUGAGAGAUCUGAGACACUUGAGGACGUUGUACCUCAAAAGCAAUCUCAACAAAAUACCAAAUAAUCUAACAGAACUCUCGCCGCAUCUCACCAAACUUAUGAUACACAAUGAUGGGACUAAGUUAACGGUAUUGAACAGCCUCAAGAAGAUAACCAGCCUGGUUGAUUUGGAGCUCCAGAAUUGUGAUUUGGAGAGGAUCCCCCAUGCCAUCUUUAGCUUGGCUAACUUGCAAGAACUGGAUUUGAAAAAUAAUAAUAUCCGGACCAUUGAGGAGAUCAUCAGCUUUCAGCACCUGAGAAGAUUGAUGUGCCUCAAGUUGUGGUACAACAAGAUCACUGCCAUUCCACCAUCAAUAGGCCUAGUAAAGAGUCUGGAGUCCCUCAUUAUCUGUCAGAAUAAACUGGAGACUCUUCCUCCAGCUCUAUUUAAUCUGCCCAAGCUGAGACACAUUGACCUCAGCCACAAUUUCAUCUCAAGUAUACCAGUGGAGGUUGGAUUCCUUCAGAAUCUUCAACAUUUCGCAAUCACAGAGAACAAGGUAGAAGUUUUGCCUAAUCAGCUGUUUAAAUGUUCCAAACUAAAGGUUUUAUGUGUGGGUCAUAACCGCAUCACUUCUGUACCAGAGGCGAUUGGGCAGUUAGUUCAGCUGUCUCAUCUUGAGCUCAAAGGGAACUGCUUAGAUUGCCUGCCUUUCCAGCUUGGCCAGUGUCGCCUUCUUCAGAGAAACCUUCUCUUCGUGGAGGAUCAUCUUUUCGACACACUGCCUCUUGAGGUCAAGGAAAGUAUCAGUAGUGACUAAUGGGCUGAUGGACAUUUCAGUUCUGUAGGCAUCUCCAGUAAUUUCUACAGGCCUGUCAUCAACAAUAUAGUCUGUAAAUGGGCCUCAAAGAUAGGAAGAAAAAAUACACCAGAAACGUUACAAACAACAGGUUUGUGCUUGCUUCUGUUUGCCAGUUAGAAGAUCUAUAUAGUUUACAUUAUGUUCUGUUAUACAUUUACAUAUGUAUGUUCUGUUAUUUACAUAUUUUUUUUGUUGGCAUAUUUAAUUUGCAGGCUUACGCAUAUUUUAAAGGGACAUUGCACCCAAAAAUGAAAGUUCUGUCAUUUACUUGUCAUUCCAAACC